Messenger RNA from Drosophila takahashii, 501 nucleotides. Its product is annotated as chromosome transmission fidelity protein 8 homolog. Lineage: Eukaryota; Metazoa; Arthropoda; Insecta; Diptera; Drosophilidae. The record is from RefSeq and is a predicted model, not a curated record. Gene Ontology annotation, cellular component: Ctf18 RFC-like complex. Gene Ontology annotation, biological process: mitotic sister chromatid cohesion.
AACAUGCCCAUUCUAGUAAAGACACAAAACUCUGGUAAAGGUGAUUGGGCUAUUAUAGAGCUUCAAGGCGACCUGGAGGUGAGGAGCAACCAAGAUAUGCACGACCAGUUCAUUGGCGAUCUCUACUACAACAAAUACGGUCAACCUAUUCUCAUCAUAGGCCAUCACAUUCUGCAGGGCCGCGAACAAAAGUUGGAUAAACCAUUUGCUGUGCUCGAAAAGUCCAAGACCAAUGAAGGAGAACGACUCCUCCUCGAUACCAGCAUGGCAUCUCAGGAUGUAAGCAUGAUGAAUGCCACCACAGGAGCGGAGCGCACCGUGCUGGAUCACACGAUUGCUCAGGAGCACAAGAGUCGCCAGAGAACCGAGUACACCGUCCGCGCUGUUUGCACGAAGAAAUUGAUCUUCAAAUCGCGACCCAAACCAAUUAUCGCCAAUGUGGCCAAGUCCGUUUGAAUGGUUCUUUUAAAAAUAUAGUUUUAUUCGCUUUUUAUGAUGGUA